AUGAAGUCGUUGCGUUGGCAGGUGGCGGCCGCUGCGGCCUUGGGGCUUGCACUGGCCCUAGAGGCGCUACCCCCGCUAUUUCGCAGGCUAUGGGGCGAGAAACGGCGACCUAGGCGUGAGGUGCUCUUCUUCCCGUCCCAGGUGACCUGCACGGAGGCACUGCUGCAGGCCCCGGAAGCACCGCGUCCCGCGUCCACCGCAUCCUCUGAGGUUCCCGAGGCCCCCGCGAGCUGCCUGUGCAGUCUGCCGCACAGCGAGAGCGCCCUGAGCCGCCUGCUGCGCGCCCUGCUGGCUGCCCGCACCACUCUGGAGCUCUGCCUUUUUGCCUUCUCCAGCCCCCAGCUGGGCCGCGCCGUGCAACUCCUGCACCAGCGCGGCGUGCGCGUGCGCGUCGUCACCGACUGCGACUACAUGGCGCUCAACGGCUCGCAGAUCGGCCUUCUCCGCAAGGCAGGUAUUCAGGUUCGGCAUGAUCAAGACCUGGGCUACAUGCAUCACAAGUUUGCAAUUGUGGAUAAGAAGGUACUGAUCACUGGUUCACUCAACUGGACUACGCAAGCCAUCCAAAACAACAGAGAAAACGUUCUUAUUAUGGAGGAUGAAGAGUACGUGAAGCUUUUUCUGGAGGAAUUUGAGCGUAUUUGGGAAGAGUUUAACCCUAUGAAGUAUACCUUUUUCCCACAAGAAAAGAAAAGUCACUGAAAUUGUGCUCUGAACUCCAACUUAAAACUGAGUGGGAGUGAAUUGUUCUGGACCACUGUAGUGUCUGAGUGA
Molecule: messenger RNA, 774 nt
Organism: Chrysochloris asiatica (Cape golden mole)
Lineage: Eukaryota; Metazoa; Chordata; Mammalia; Afrosoricida; Chrysochloridae
Gene: PLD6
Product: phospholipase D family, member 6
Exons: 3
Biological process (GO): piRNA processing
Cellular component (GO): mitochondrion
Molecular function (GO): RNA endonuclease activity producing 5'-phosphomonoesters, hydrolytic mechanism
Source: RefSeq, a predicted model, not a curated record